This is a messenger RNA of Pezoporus flaviventris, 2911 nucleotides long. It is a transcript of the gene SPRY2, whose product is annotated as sprouty RTK signaling antagonist 2. Gene Ontology annotation, cellular component: membrane; cytosol. The coding region runs from base 1182 to 2123 and encodes 313 amino acids. The transcript has 3 exons. Gene Ontology annotation, biological process: negative regulation of Ras protein signal transduction; animal organ development; negative regulation of fibroblast growth factor receptor signaling pathway. The record is from RefSeq and is a predicted model, not a curated record. Lineage: Eukaryota; Metazoa; Chordata; Aves; Psittaciformes; Psittacidae.
GGGGGUGCCUUGCACAGGCUCCGGACACAAAACAGAAAUUCACGGGCAGAGGACUUCUCCCCCUUAGGCUCGCCUUCUCCCCGCCAGCCAGACACGGGAUUUUUCCACAGCACGCAAGAAGCCCCUUGCGUUUUAAACUUCCCCGAAUGUGCCGAACGCGAAACCCGGCCCCCUUGCUCGCCCUUUUGCCAAUCCCAGCUAGGAAAAGUUAGCAAUCAUGGCACUUGAGCUCUGCGAGAUUGGACUUUGGCUUUUAGAAGUGUGGAAUCGUGUUAUCGCACACACGCACACACAAAAAGGCGAAUGCUGCUUCCCUGCUCUUGGUGGAUGGAAAGGGGAGAAGUGCUAGAUCAGAGAGAGGAGGAAGAGACGUGCUUUCCCGUAAGAGUUUUCAGGCAAACGUACUUUCGCAAAUAAAUGUGCUGGAGGUUUGCGUCUCGUCCUGUUAGCGGAUCGAUUAAGGGGUGAAAAAGGAGGGAGGAUCGCCGGGCUCUGACCGAUGUCCCGCUGGAAAGGCCCUUUUGGUCCCUUCGGGCCGGGGCAGAGGGGGAUGGGCUGAAGGUCAGGCAAUUUGCAGAAUAUGCGUAAAAUAAGGGGAGGUUUUCCAGCGACUGGCUUUGUGAAGCUGAGUGGGUGCUUAUGGCAAGGCGAGAGGGGAGUAAUGUGCCUUUUGCCCGUCUGUCCCGGAGGUGUUGUCUCCAACCGUCUGCAGGGCUCCUGGCAUUAGCCGGGAGGGGGAACAAGGCUUCUUUAGCAUCUGUCGGGGGAGGGCAGGGGGGAAGAGUUAAAAGGAAACAUGGGUUUGACGUUCCUGAUAAGGCGGCCUCAGCAGCCCCCUCCCACCCCAGAGGAUGUCUCCUGGUUAUCUCCAAGUUGUCUGCACUUGCGGGACUGCCGGCGGCUCCCGCGGGCAAGGGGCUGCCGCCUCCCACCUGCCGCGCCGGGAUGGAGCCGGGAGCUGGGCAGGGAGCUCAGCGCGGAGCCUUCUCCUCCGCCCCCCACCUUGGCGUCUGAGCCGGUGUCGUCUUAAGCGCCUGCAGGUAUAAUUGAAGACAUUGUGUGGUCCUUGUAAGAAGCUUGGUUCCUGCUUGGGUUUUAAUUGUAAAAUAUUGUUCUGGAUUUUUGUCUAGGAAUUCAGAUGUGUUCUAAGCCUGCCGGGGUGAGCACGCUUCUGGGAACUGAUGGAGACAAGAGCUCAGCACAGCAGCGGGUCACAGGCCUUGCAACAGGCUCGGCGUGACAGUGGGAGACCACACGGGGAGCCCGACCAGCGGGAUGUCCUGAUGCAGCAGGUUCACGUCUUGUCGUUGGACCAGAUCAGAGCCAUCCGAAACACAAAUGAGUACACAGAGGGACCUACAGUGGCUCCACGGCCAGGGAUCAAGUCCACUCCUCGGCUAGCAACCCAACCCAAAAAUGAAAGGCCCCAUGGCUUGCCCGAGCAUCGCCAUUUUAGCCGGAUUCAGCACACACAAAUACAUGCCUCUCCUCGAGCGCCUCUGUCUCGUUCUGUCAGCACAGUCAGCACAGGUUCACGGAGCAGUACAAGGACAAGUACGAGCAGUAAUUCAUCCGAACAAAGACUUCUCGGGUCAUCUCCAGGGCCAGCUGCUGAUGGGAUAGUCCGAAUGCAGCCCAAGUCUGAGUUCAAGUCAAGUGAGCUGAAGCCGCUGAGCAAAGAAGACUUGGGAGCACACAGCUACAGGUGUGAGGACUGUGGAAAGUGUAAGUGUAAGGAGUGCACUUAUCCAAGGACCCUCCCAUCAUGUUGGAUCUGUGACAAGCAGUGUCUUUGCUCAGCCCAGAACGUGGUUGAUUAUGGGACUUGCGUUUGCUGUGUGAAGGGCCUCUUCUAUCACUGCUCUAAUGAUGAUGAGGACAACUGUGCUGACAACCCCUGCUCCUGCAGUCAGUCACAUUGCUGCACUAGAUGGUCCGCCAUGGGUGUGGUGUCCCUCUUUCUGCCUUGCUUGUGGUGUUACCUACCAGCCAAGGGUUGCCUUAAGUUGUGCCAGGGCUGUUAUGACCGGGUAAAUCGGCCGGGGUGCCGCUGUAAACGCUCCAACACCGUUUGCUGCAAAGUUCCCAGCGUCCCCCCCAGGAACUUUGAAAAGCCAACAUAGCAUCACUAGUCAGAAAUACUAAAGUGACAAGGAUUAUUUUAAAGUACAUAUGCAACCAACUAAGCAGCUAUGGUCUUGGCACUGUAGUAGAAGGGCUGGGGAAUCUACUUUGCUGUUUGCAGUGAAAUGCUUGCCUCUGUGUGCCAUCUUAACUGAUACGCUUGUUAGAAUCCAGCUAGUGGCAUACAGAAAAAAGAAAAAAAAAGGGAUGCAGUACAUUGUGACCCACAUAUUGCAUAAGCUAAAGCAACACAGACACUCCUAGGCAACUCUAUUGUUUGUGAAUAGUACUUGCAAAAUUUGUAAAUUGGCAAAUGACUCCUUUUUUUCAUUGUUUUCUGCCAGAGAUAAUGUGCUAUAUUUUUGUAUAUACAAUAAUAUUUUCAACUGUGAAAAAUAAGUGGUGUCAUAAGACAUGGCACAGUCACAAAAUAUUAUACUAAUAUGUUGUACAUUCGGAAGAAUGUGAAUCAAUCAGUAUGUUUUUAGAUUGUAUUUUGUCUUACAGAAACCUUCUAUUACAAGACUCUGAUUUCCCUUUGGACUUCAUGUAUAUUGUACAGUUACAGUAAAAUUCAGCCUUUAUUUUCUAAUUUUUUCAACAUAUUGUUUAGUGUAAAGAAUAUUUAUUUGAAGUUUUAUUAUUUUAUAAAAAGAAAUAUUUAUUUUAAGAGGCAUCUUACAAAUGUCACCCCUUUUUAUGAGGACGUCAUAGUUGCUGCAAAUAAGGGGUGAACGAUGCAUAUGUUCACUAUAAAAUAGAAAAUAUAUUAACGUUUGAAAUUAAA